GUCAGAAAGUUGACAUUCGCUCGACCUGAUCAUCACGGUAACCGAACGACAUCUCAGCCAUCAUGUCAGGGUAUCCAAGUGGGAGGCCCGCAUAUUACGGGAUGCAUCACGGAGAAGAAGCGUCGUCUAGCCUACGUAUUCUGGAAAAUCAAGAGCCUCCCCACUCCUUCGGCGACUGGUCCCUCCCAACGUCCGUCCCAAGGGCUGAGGGGUCUUCGAGUCGGCGAAACACAUCUAGGAGAGACUAUGCUGCUCAGGCAUCUCAUAUGAUGAAGGCUCACAAAGCCAGAAGGUCCCUCGAUCGCAUUUCAAAGCCCACCGUGGUAACUGGCUCUGGCAGAGGCGCAAAUUUUGAGCAUUUGGAGCGAUACCUCGGGUAUGAUCUUCCACCUGAGGUCCCGGAAGCUCCGCCAAGAGCCUUAUCGGAAGAAACGGAAACUAUUCAAUCUUCAAGUUGGGUUUCUCCUGAGCAAGGGGACAUGUCUGCCUCUAGUGAUUUACUUUCGGCUGGCAUGCAAGCCAUGGAUAUCUCUACAGGCAGGGAGGAUACAGCCAACGAUGACGAGAGACGUAAAGCGCGCCAGAGACUGGUACGGAUGGGUCUCUGUAAGCCGCUAGAGAAGGUGGGAUCGCCGAGCUCCGUGAGGAGCGGGAGACGCAGCAAGAGUGGAGGGACAUCUGAACGAUCGGCGACAUACAUACCAAGCGGUCUGUCAAAAGUGAGCUCAACGGAAUGAUAGUCGGCACUCUUGGUGGCAUGGGAAACUCAAAGGAGAAUUCGAAGAGCUACCUUCACACAGAAUUACUUUAUAGAGAAAGUGCAACGAUCCUGCUCCCCCAUCGAAGACUCUGUUUU
Kockovaella imperatae is the source of this 856-nucleotide messenger RNA. RefSeq lists its product as hypothetical. Bases 63 to 737 code for a protein of 224 amino acids. The transcript has a single exon. The record is from RefSeq and is a predicted model, not a curated record. NCBI's taxonomy places the organism in Eukaryota, Fungi, Basidiomycota, Tremellomycetes, Tremellales, Cuniculitremaceae.